This is a messenger RNA of Cladocopium goreaui, 1911 nucleotides long. NCBI's taxonomy places the organism in Eukaryota, Dinophyceae, Suessiales, Symbiodiniaceae. The record is from the annotation of a GenBank genome assembly.
AUGGCCAAACUACUCUCGCAUCAUGAUAGGUACCAUUCUCAUGCUAUUUUAGGGCUUUUGGCAUUGUUGCAUUUUGCCUAUCGAUUCUACACUGUCUUGAUUGAGCAGCGUGAAUCUUUCUCGCCGGGCUUUUGGUCAGCGGCGACUCUUUUGGUCCACGUUUUCCUGCAUGUUCUCAGUUUCCAAUUUGAAUUGCCAAGGAAUCGCAUUUGGACAAAACCAAUGAUUUGGAGGGAAUUCCGGGUGCACAACGCAAUUUUCGCCUACCGGCACCUGGUGGGCACUGCGUUGGGGAUUUGGGCUCCAGAAUGGUGGUGGCAGCAGCCAACACUAUCUUCCUUGUUGGCUAAAGUUGUCUUAGUGCUUGUAGCGUGCAAAGCCGCGGAUGUCACCACCGAGAUGAUUGGUAGCACGGAAAUGAGAACAACCAAUGCAAUGCCUUAUCCAAAGUCGACACCACGACCAGUGGAAGAGAUGGCGAAGACAUUUUAUGCCAAGUCUCAAUUUGCAGCAACUUCAAUUGCAGCAUUUGGGACGCCUUCAUUGUCUUUUUGCUCGGUGUUAGCUAUUGAGCUAGCAUCUCUUUUGAUGACCCUGGUCAGAAAGGGUCUUAUUGAGGCACGAACAUAUCACAUUGUCUAUGCCACCUCGCUUUUCGUCAUGUUUCCAUGCAUAGUUGCAACUCUCCAUAGCGGAGAUGCAGCCAUGGAGAUGGCAGCAUUUAGAGGUCUGAUGGUGUGUGCUGUGGCUGUGGAUCUCCGCCUAAAACAUCGCAUCGACAAAUAUGUUGCCUGGGGCCUUUCAAUAGUUGGAGGACACUUUCUUGCUGAGAUUUUGGGCAUGGUGGGCUGCUACAAAUUAUUAAUUGCCUGGCCCGGCAUGGCGUGGUCGGCAGCUGGCACAGUUCAAUGCUUGCUGACAGAUGUCCAAAAGAAGGAUGACAUAGCAGAUUGCAACAAGAGAGGUGGUCAAGACGCAUCCAAUGAUGGAACGCGACUCCCAGCCUCGGGUGAACAGACUGCAGCGUGCAACUUCAUGGCCAAGAAAAAGGAACCAAGAUCAGCGAAGGAUCAGGUGCUUCAGUGGCUUUCGGUGCUCUCUGGAGUCGUCUCGCUGGUUUGCCUCAUCCCCAAGAUCCCGUACAGGUAUGCCCAAACCUUCACUGGCUAUCACCAAAGGUUUCCAAUGGUAAGGACUUAUUCCCUUUUUGGGGCCAGCAACAAGAUGGGGCAGAUGGUCUCCUGGUUCAAAUGGCAAAAGGAGACUUGCAGAAUGAGGGACGAGUUUGCAAAGUCGAAUCCCCUACUGGCGGCGGCAGGAGGUAUUGCUGCUGCCAAAUCUGGUGUGGGCGGAGCAGCUGCGGGAUGUAUGUUCUGGGACACAUGCAAGUCACAGCUGACGGUUCGGUGCACCGAAUAUGCGACGAUGGCUGUAAUGAGCAUUAUAUCCAUGCUGCUCCAGCUGAUAGGAGCUGGUUCUGCACUUUGCGUGCCCAUGAUGCUGAAUGCCGAGAGCGAUGCUGGAAAGGACAAGAAGGGCUCCAAGAAGGAAAAGGCGAAGAAGGCUGCCAUUGGAGCAACCAUGGGUUGUGCUGUUGCAGGAGGUUUGCUGCCGUUCCUCUCGUGGGCAAUUUACAUGGGGUCUUCCGGGGCGAUGAUGUCCAAUUUGAAGACAAAGGAGGCCUACGCCUAUGGCUAUGCGUACGUUGGCUCCUUCCUCGCUGUCUCUGGUUGGCUGCUGGGCUUGAUUGGUGCUUUCAUUGGCCUUCGGCGCUUCCAAACUUUUGGAAAGGAGAAGGAGAAGGAUGAUGACGAUGACGCUGCGGCGAACGCGAACAUGCCCACGGACAUGCCACCCAUGGCUGAUGUUCCUGGAAUGCCCUCGGCCGCUCCACCAGCCAUGCCUUCCUAA